GCAUUCCAGCAGAGACCAACCCGACACGGUGCAGCCACAGUGAUCAGGAUCAGCAGCCCUUCACACUCCACAGGAAACAUGACAUUUCAUCACUCCCUUGGAUUAUGCUUUGUUGUCCUUAUGGCUGCUCCUGCUUCUUCCAUUGACCAGUCUAUAUGUAACCAGCCUAAGGAUGAAGGAAGUGGGGAGGAGUUGAUACAUAGUUUGUAUUAUGACAGUACAAAGGGAGUCUGCGUUCCCUUCCAUUACAAAGGCGCUGGGGGGAACGAAAAUCGCUUCACCUCAGACGCUGAGUGCAUGCAGGCCUGCUCGGACAAACACCAUGAGCUAUACCCACCUGGAGGUUUAGUGUGCACGUUAAAGGAAGUCCAGGGUCAUUGCUUCGCCCGGGAAGUGAGGUUCUACUACAAUGCGGAGAAGAAGGCAUGCCGGACGUUCAUGUACGGGGGUUGUGGUGGGAACGGGAACAACUUUCAGACCAAGCAGGAAUGCCAAGAAACAUGUGCAAAGUCGGGUCGGUCUUUUGAAUCAUCCGCUCAAGAUUCAAACCCAGACGCGUCUGCCAAUGUGGGUCUGAUCGUUGGAAUUGUAGGUGGAUGUGUGUUUGCAGUUGCCGUAAUUUCUGCUAUUGUAGUACUUGUUAUGCAGAGGAACGGAAAACCGAAAGAUCGGAAGAAAGUUCCAACAAAUGCCAUAGAAGUUGAGAUGCAGUGAUGAGCGGACGUUUUUGGAAAGAUUUCUCAAAACAGUUCAAAGAACAUGAAGUAGCUUAUACUGACUUUGAGUGAUUCUACUUUCAACCUCUUAUCAUGUUUUAUAUUUUUGAAUGCAUUUUUGAUUUGUAAGAAAAUUGGGCAGAGUAUUACAUUAACAGACUGCUCUUUUUAUAACGAUGUUUUGUUACAUUUGUAGCACAGCUAGAUCCUAUAGUUUUACACUUCUAAGUUGCACUAUAUAGCCAAAAGUAUGGAAACACUAGCUUAUCCAACAUCUCAUUCCAAAAUCAUGUGUAAUAAUACCAUAAUAAGACCAUUUUUGUUAUAAUAGCCUCUAUACUCUUCUGGGAAGGUGUUUGUUGUUGUGGAGUGUUCUUUGUCUUCCGGUUUCUCGCCACAGCCCAAAAACAUGCUGAGGUGAAUUGGAGUAACCAAAGUGUCCAUAGGUAUGACUUUGUGUGUGCCCUGUGAUGGGUUGGCGCCCCAUCCUGGGUGUUCCCUGCCUUGUGCCCAAACCUUCUGCACCCUGUGCCCCGGAAAAGGACAAGCAGGUGCAGAAAACGAAUGGAUGGAUGCAAGUGCCAUUUGGUACUAUUCAGGUUGGCUGUUGAUAUUAGCCAUUGGGAUCCUUUCCUCUAAGUUUUGUGGCUGACCAUUCCACAGCUGAGCUUGCCUCUAGGUUUUUCCGCUUCACACUUGCUUCACAUGAAGUUGACCUCAGCUGGACAGAAUUGCGGUCAUUUGACUUGUCGGGAACAUGGCAUCCUAUGAUGGAGGAAAGUGGAAAAUCACUAACUUCUGUACAAUCAUUCAUUCUGCUGCUAAUGUGUGUUGCUGGAGAUUGCAUUACAAUGUACUUAGUCAUACACCUGUGCCAGCAGUGGGCGUGGCUUAAUUAGGCAAUUCCUCUGAUUAACAAGAGUGUCCACAUACUUCUAGCCAUAUAGUGUAUAUUGGCUUAGUGAGAUUUGGUAAUACAGUUACAUUCAUUUUCAGACAAAACAUCUACGGCUACCUUUUAACCGUCUAUAUUGUGGAAAACGUGCUUAUUGAUGAUAAUAAAAAAAUUAUUUCA
Messenger RNA from Brienomyrus brachyistius, 1791 nucleotides. RefSeq lists its product as uncharacterized. Lineage: Eukaryota; Metazoa; Chordata; Actinopteri; Osteoglossiformes; Mormyridae. The record is from RefSeq and is a predicted model, not a curated record. The coding region runs from base 79 to 714 and encodes 211 amino acids. Gene Ontology annotation, molecular function: serine-type endopeptidase inhibitor activity. The transcript is spliced from 6 exons.